GCAGUAGCAAGAGGCCCCUGGAGUCGCUGGAACUGGGAGCUUUGGAGCAUUAACGAUAACGAUGACCCCCCUGCUUCUGCUUUGUGUGUCCUUGCCCUUCAUCUCGGCAACAGUAUUGUUUGAGCUUACAAACCAUGAUGACGGGGAUGGCACAUUGCGUGUCAGCAUCCCUAUGGAGAUGCCUCUCCGUCCUCUGCUGGGCAGCAAGGUAGUAGUACCAUGUUACUUCCAGGACAACACAGUCAAUGAUACCGUCGCCCCGACCGUCGCCCCGCUCUCCCACCGCAUCAAAUGGACCUACGUCACCAAGGAGAAAGUCACCACGAUCCUGGUGGCGUCAGAGGGAAAAGUUCAAGUGGAGACAGAGUAUUUGGACAGAGUGACGAUGAUCAACUACCCGCUGGUGCCCACUGACGCAACCAUCGAGAUAACAGAGCUGAGGUCCAAAGAUUCUGGCACCUACCGCUGCGAGGUGAUGCACGGCGUUGAGGACAACUAUGACUCUGUGGACAUCCAGGUUCAGGGUGUUGUGUUCCACUACCGAGCCAUCUCCACCCGCUACACCCUGACGUUUGAGAAGGCAAAGGCCGCCUGCAUCCAAAACAGUGCCACCAUUGCAACUCCAGCCCAGCUGCAGGCUGCUUACGAUGACGGAUACCACCAGUGUGAUGCUGGAUGGCUCUCGGAUCAGACUGUCAGGUACCCCAUCCAUGAGCCGAGGGAGCGUUGCUUUGGAGACAAGGAGGACUUCCCCGGCGUGAGAACCUAUGGCGUGAGAGAUGUCAAUGAGACCUACGACGUGUACUGUUUUGCAGAGAAGCUGUCAGGCAGGGUCUUCUACUCCAUGUCUGUAGAGAAGUUUACCUUCUAUGAAGCAGGAGAUCAGUGUGCCAAACUCGGUGCCCGACUCGCCACCACCGGAGAGCUAUACCUGGCCUGGAAGGCUGGCAUGGAUGUGUGUAAUGCUGGCUGGCUGGCGGACAGGAGCGUGCGCUACCCCAUCAACAUCGCCAGGCCUCAGUGUGGAGGGGGGCUUCUAGGAGUAAGAACUGUCUACUUGUUCCCCAAUCAGACCGGAUACCCCUACCCAGACUCUCACUACGAUGCUGUCUGCUUCCAAGCUGGUGAGGAUGACAAUGCCGUUCCCGUGAGAACCACUCCUUUUCCAGAUAUAAUCCACAUUACACCCGCCCCUGGGAUACACCCAAGCUUCACCCCCUCACCUGGGGGAGAGGAGAUCAAGCGUGGAGAAGUCUUGUCCCUACUGCCCGUCCCGCCCAGUAUGACAGACUUAGAUUCUGCCAUGUCUCCCACAGGUGUGGUGUUUCACUACCGACCCAUCACCGGUCGGUACACUCUGAACUUUGUGGAGGCUCAGCAGGCGUGCCAGAGUGUCGGGGCGGUCAUAGCCAGCCCCCAGCAGCUGCAAGGAGCCUUCGAGAAAGGCCUGCACCAAUGUGACGCUGGCUGGCUCCGCGACCAGACUGUCAGGUAUCCCAUUGUGUUACCUAGAGAUAACUGUGCUGGUAAUCUGCCACACCUCCCAGGAGUCAGAACCUACGGUCUGAGACCAGCUGGUGAACAUUACGAUGUUUUUUGUUAUGUGGAACGUCUGCGAGGUGAGGUCUUCUUCACUAGUGACUAUGACAGCUUCUCCUUUGAGGAGGCUGUGCAGCAUUGUCAGAAACUCAACACCACCUUGGCAACCACUGGGCAGCUGUUCGCUGCUUGGAACCAAGGGCUUGAUAAGUGCCGUCCAGGCUGGCUGAUGGACCGUAGCGUCCGCUACCCCAUCACAACUCCCAGGUCACAGUGUGGAGGCGGUCAGGUUGGCGUUCACAUGAUCUAUGCCUACCCCAACCAGACAGGAUUUCCUGAUGAGCAUUCACGUUAUGAUGCUUACUGUUUUAAAGCUGAAAUUCCCAUUGUCGAUGUUGAACAUGAAACCAGUGUGAAUCUGACAAUUGUGACGGUGGAUGUUAUCAACGAAACAACAGUCAAAGUUGAUCACUUUGCUCCUACAGUUGAAACUACUGUGCACGACAAUGGAACUGAAACCAGUGUGAAUAUUACUGAAAUAGAGGAUUUUAUCAACAAGACAACCAUCACAACUCAUCAAGUUGAUAACGCUGUGAGACCCCUUUUACCUCCAGUCCCUGUUGAUGUGUCUGGCUCCGGUUCAGCUGUUGAUGUGUCUGGCUCUGGUUCAGCUGUUGAUGUGUCUGGCUCUGGUUCAGCUGUUGAUGUGUCUGGCUCUGGUUCAGCUGAUCAUUCAGCCAGUGGGGAGAUCUCAGGGGAGUCUGGCACCUCCGGGACUAGUGUUGAUGCCUCCGGUUCAGGACAGAACGUCAUCUUCAGCGGAUGCACUGACGUCUUCUCCGGAGAUCACUCUGCCUCUGGAGGUCUGCAGGAGGCGGAAGGGGGAAGUGCUGUCAUCAUCACAUCCGGAGAACUGGGUAGUGCAUCUGGAUCUGGAUCUGGAUCUGGGGACGACGGACAACACUCUGGCUUCAGUGUAUCGGGAUCAGGUUUUACUAGUGGAAGUGGGGACAUCAGUGGUAGCAGUGGUGACUUAAUCAUCAUGGUAGAUGGGAAGAUGGAGGAGGUGUCAAAAACUUACCCAAAACCCACUGAGCAGGAGUUAGGCCAGGGAGGCAUUGAUACCAGUGGGGCAUUUUUAGAAUCAAGUGCGUCCGGAUCUGGAAGUACGUCCGGGUCAGGCUCGGAUGGAUUUUCUGGCAUCUCAUUUGUCGACCACAGUACCGUUGAUCUGACAGUCCAGCCAUCCGGUGAGCAGGAGGUGUCUGGAUAUCGCCCCUCUGGAUAUGGGUUCCACAGCGGCUUUCCCAGUGGUUUUCCAUCUGGUGUCUCAAGCAGCGGCUCUGCCUCUGGGGACUAUAUCCUGCAUCGUGGUGAUGUCAUUUACCUAACAGGCAAUGACAUGAUAGAAGUGACCGAACUGCCACAGGUACGCCACCCUGAGCAGGGACGGGGGGUGGUAGAGGUAAGCGGGGAAGGAAGUGGGUCAGGGAACCAUCAUGAAUUUAGUGCCACUUCGGACCAAGGCUUGCAUCUCUCAGGACGUGGAGCCCUUCAUGAAAAAACAUUUGGAGAGAGCCUUUCUAUUACCCUACCGCCUGGAAUGACUCACACUGAGAACAUUGCCAGUCCCAGUAAAUCAGGACUUGUGGAUGAGGGUCAGGAAACCCAUGCAGAACCUACAAUUUAUGCAGUGACUCCAGAUGCAGCCUACACCAGCCCAACCACAGCACCGUCGUUGUCAUUAGCAACCCCUGCUGUAAUGAAGCAACCUAAAGUAGUGGAAGCCUCUGCAGACCCCUGUGAUCCAAACCCCUGUGGUUCAGGAUCCUGCUCUGUGCAGGGAGAGCUCGCUGUGUGUCAGUGUCCUACUGGUUUCACUGGUGAAGACUGCUCGACACCUGUGCAAGGUUGUGCAGAGGGUUGGUUGGAGUUCAAGGGAAGCUGUUACCUCCACUUUGCGGAGAGAAACACCUGGCCUGAGGCGGAGCAACGCUGUCAGGAGGUCAACGCCCACCUGGUCAGCAUUGGCUCCCAAGAGGAGCAGCAGUUUGUCAAUUCCAAUGGCCAGGACUACCAGUGGAUUGGACUUAAUGACAAAGAUGUGCAGAAUGAGUUCCGCUGGACAGACGGCAGUCCUCUGACCUUUGAGAACUGGAGGCCCAACCAGCCAGAUAACUACUUCAACUCUCAGGAGGAUUGUGUGGUGAUGAUCUGGCACGAGGGCGGACAGUGGAAUGACGUACCCUGCAACUACCAUCUUCCCUUCACCUGCAAGACUGGACCUGCUACGUGCGGAGCUCCUCCUGAGGUGGAACACGGUCGGCCAAUGGGCAGCGGCAGAGAGCGCUACCCCGUCAACUCCAUAGUCCGCUACCAGUGUGAUGCAGGCUACACACAGCGCCACCUGCCCGUCAUACGCUGUAUGCCAGACGGACAGUGGGAGAAGCCACAAGUGGAAUGUACAGAAGCUGGUGCCAACAGCAACAGGCUACACAAAAGAUCUCUCAGAAGAAGAAGUAAAGGGGUCAGCAGCCAACAGGAACAGAGGAAGCUGCUCUGAGCAGGAAUGAAAAGGACAUACAACAGAGAGUCACAAAGGACCCCCCUCUGUAAAGAAGCAUGGACACCAAUGUAAAUGCCCGACCAAAAAGAUAACUUUCCCUACCAUGUACACACACACACACACACACACACACAGUGUAAUUGACUGAUGUUUUGGAUCUUUGCAUGUCACCUUGCACCUUCUGAAGGCAGUUUUUUUCUAUGUAUUUGUACGGUCUAAUUUAUAGCUGUGAUCUAGUAUUUGACAGCAUUUUUUUCACUGCACAUGAUGACAUUUUCUGCAAUCAGUUGCCAGCACUGCACACAAAGGUAGAUAAAAUGGUCAAAUAGUAGUUUUUAUUUCUUUUAUUGGGUCUCGAAGGACUACAAUUACGUGCUUCCGACUGGUGAAACAAUACUGUUUCUUAUAUUAUAGACAAAAAAAUCUCAAACCUUUUUGGUUCUGACCCCUGAAAAUACAACAAUGCAUGUGUUACCUCUCCUAACCUACAAUAUAAAAAUGGUAAAGUUAGGUUUUGUUUUACUUAAAUAAUCAGAAGAGGCCUCCAAAACAAAAAAUCCAGGAUUGCAUAAAAACCCCAAUCUGAGUAAACGCAAGGGGUAAAAGACAUGCCAAUACCUUGGUGAUAAGCUAUCUUUCAAGACCGCAACCUCAGGCUUGAGAGCUACUGUGCAAAAACAUUACCACAGUAUCAGACAUACUGAAAUGAUUGUGUUGUUCCAAUUGAUGAUGAAUAUAGAAAUCCAAGUUCAAGACGUGAUAAAAGUCACUGCAACAGACCUGGAUUGAAAUAAUCAGCACUCGUGCACUUUUGGUAGUCUUCAGUCACUUCUGUGCUAAUCAUUUGAAUCCAGUGCACCUUAAAGACACAAAAAAACAACAACUCAUCUGUAGACGACACAUUUCAAGCAACGGAAUAACAAGUGAGAUUUACAGUAUGACGCUGAAUGGGCUGAUGGCUUUUCUGCCAGGACCAGGCUGUAAAAGAGCCACACCUAGUUUUGCAUUUUGUGGUUAUGUCUACGACUUCUCGAUCGAUGACUUCUGUCAGCACUGUCUGAUGUAAGAAUAAUGCUUUUAUGUGAUUCAGUGUUUGCUGAAUGAAUGAGUUUCUCACUGUAAAUAUUCUACCAUUCUCUGAACAGCAGGAUCUGUCAACAACUCCCGCCGAGCAGACUCUUUAAUUGUUUGAUUAUUUCAUAAUCAACCCAUUUGUUGAUUUGUUAUUUUUAUUAUCAGGUAAGUUGCAGUUAUGAGCUACUUAUCAAGUGGGCAUGACUUUUGAUAGCCAGCUGAACAUAAAGUAUUAGACAUCUUUAGGAAGGUUUCUGGCUUUGGUAAUGUGACAGGGUCUUUAAACAGAAAUGUCCUUCUUAAAACUUGAAGAAUUUUACACUUUUAGGGAAAAGAAGCUGUAAAAGCAGUGAAAAAUGAUCAUGAAAAAUGAUGAGAAAGAAGAUGGAGACGGUUGAGGUGGCGGUUAUAAAAUGUUGACCAUGACCUUUAAAAGGUCAAGAUUGUUUUUCAACUCUGAAAGCAGAUAUUUGAGUCCGUAUCUGACUUCUCACGGAACA
Molecule: messenger RNA, 5679 nt
Organism: Etheostoma spectabile (orangethroat darter)
Lineage: Eukaryota; Metazoa; Chordata; Actinopteri; Perciformes; Percidae
Gene: acanb
Product: aggrecan b
Biological process (GO): central nervous system development; positive regulation of neuroblast proliferation; skeletal system development
Cellular component (GO): synapse; perineuronal net
Molecular function (GO): hyaluronic acid binding
Source: RefSeq, a predicted model, not a curated record